GCUAGGAUACCACGGUCUCCCACAAUCCUACGCGCGGCUUCCAGGCUGUCAGUUCCUGUAAGAUGGCGGCCUCCUUGGUGCGGAGAGCAGGCGGACAGCUGGUUAGGCUGCCUUCUCUGCAGAGCGUUCGCCAUGGCUCGAAAGCUGUCACCCGUCACAGGAAAGCUAUGCAUUUUGAGAGGCAGAAGAUGAUGGCAGUCACAGAGUAUAUUUCUCCUAAGCUAGCAGUCCAAGAGGAAUGUCUCACACCAAGGACCAAAGCUACUGAAAAAGAAGAGGAUAACCCACUGAAGCGCCUAUUGGUCAGUCAGAUGAACACAGUACUGCAAGAAUGUAAGAUGGUGGCUGUCUUCCAACGGAAUUCCAUUGGGUCAGAGGAGUUGUUACUAUUAAGGCAUAAACUCCUGAAACAUGGGAUUCACAUAAAGCAUUUCCCCAAUAAGGUAGUAAAGACAUCUCUGGCACAGUUCCAUCUUCAAUCCAUGCAGCCACUGUUCCUAGGACAAACCUUCCUACUUGUCAGUCAUGAUGUGAAGGUGAAGGAAAUGCUGCAGAGUGUCAGAAAUGUUCCCCAGAUUGUGCUAUUAGGUGCCUGCAUUGAGAGCAGAUUACUGAGCCGACAGGGAGUUCAGGCCUACGCCAAGCUGCCUACACUGGAACACCUUCAAAGUCAGGUUGUAGGAACGCUCACACUGAUGGCAUCACAGACCUCCUCUCUGCUCACGCAACAUUCUACCCUACUCUGCGCUCAGUUAGAGCAGCAUAUUAAGGAGCAAAGUGGCGGGUCGAAGAAUUCUUAAUAUUUUCAAAUGUUAAUGUAAACAAUGUAGGAUGCUUGUAAUAAAAAUUACUAUGAGUCUAAAA
Pelobates fuscus (common spadefoot toad) is the source of this 864-nucleotide messenger RNA. It is a transcript of the gene MRPL10, whose product is annotated as mitochondrial ribosomal protein L10. The transcript has 5 exons. Gene Ontology annotation, biological process: translation. Gene Ontology annotation, cellular component: mitochondrial large ribosomal subunit. NCBI's taxonomy places the organism in Eukaryota, Metazoa, Chordata, Amphibia, Anura, Pelobatidae. Gene Ontology annotation, molecular function: structural constituent of ribosome. The record is from RefSeq and is a predicted model, not a curated record. The coding region runs from base 63 to 800 and encodes 245 amino acids.